Molecule: messenger RNA, 576 nt
Organism: Selaginella moellendorffii
Lineage: Eukaryota; Viridiplantae; Streptophyta; Lycopodiopsida; Selaginellales; Selaginellaceae
Exons: 2
Coding region: 52-414 (120 amino acids)
Source: RefSeq, a predicted model, not a curated record
AUCUAUCAUCUAAAGCUAUUCUUCAGUGCUGUCUUCCAUAAGUUCUUGAUCAUGGCAUCCACUCGCGAUAUCCUCAUUGUCUUCAGCAUGCUCAUCGUGGUUAGCCAGGCCAGUUGCCAUUUCUCUUCGUCUUGCACCGAGAUUCGCUUCUACGGCAACAUCAUGUCCGCGAAUUGUAGGACGGAUGCUGGCAAAGUGGUGAGGAGCUCCAUCGAUGUGAACGAGUGUGUGGGAGUCGACUAUUCGGGCAAGCUCGAUUGCUCCUCCAACUUUGUUCCCAGAUGCCACAACGUUGCAUUCAAUGGGAUCACAAUGGCUGCCACCUGCAAAGAUGGCUAUGGACAUGAGGUCUUCUCCAACCGGGCCCUGGACGAAUGCAUUGGCAACGAUGACGGUCACCUCAUUUGUUGCUAGAAACAGCCAUCUCCUCAUAAGAAAUUGGAUUCCAUCAGUCUGGAGCAAAGAUAAAUCAUUUGAUUGCUUAAGAAGUUUGGAUCCAUCACGUAAAGUUUGUGUGGUUUGGAAAUAAAAUCAUUUUGUAAACGUAUUUCCUUAUAAAAAUGUCACAUUGCUGUA